Molecule: messenger RNA, 1761 nt
Organism: Symbiodinium necroappetens
Lineage: Eukaryota; Dinophyceae; Suessiales; Symbiodiniaceae
Source: the annotation of a GenBank genome assembly
AUGGAUCCACUGACAACUUCUCUUUGCGACUCAAACCUUUUCGAGAAGCUCGCGCAACACCCGGAUGUGCACAAGCAUCUGGCUGAUCCUGGCUUCGUUACGGAGCUGAAGAGGCUGCAGCAGCUGGCAAAUGACUCUUCGGAAGCUGAGCCCCAGGCCGCCGCAGCGGUGGGACAGAAGGUGGCGCAGGCUGCCCACCGGGAUCCUCGGGUGAUGCAGGCACUUAUGGCACUUCAGGGCCAGGGCCUUUCUGUGGAGGAAAGUGACCUUCGCCAUGCCGAAGAGGUUGGGGACAUGCAGCGACGCGAGCCCGUGCAACUGGAGCAGAUGUUGCUUGUACGAGACCUACAAGACCCCGACGAGGCUCGCAUCAAAGGAAAUGAGCACUUCAAAGCAGGAAAAGUGCCGGAAGCGCUGGCGCAUUACGAAAAAGGCCUCGAGCUUCUGAGACAGCAGUCGUCGGUCUCUGCCGAAGCUGUUGCCACUCUCCUCAGCAAUUCAGCACUUUGUCUCUUGAAGCUGAAAUGGCCUGAUCGGGCCAAGAAGAAGGCGACCACGGCCAUUCUCGCAAUUCAGCAGGCAGGCGACCGGAAUUUUGACCAGUCCAAGCUGUUCUACAGGAGAGCCUUGGCCUGCGAAGCAUUGAAAGAAUUCAGGAUGGCUGUGGAGGAUAUGAGCCAGUCAUUAAAACAUGCAGAGAGAACCUCGCCGAAAUCAGAAGUGCAGCGGUUGCGCGGUGAAGUAGAGCGAUUGAAACGGCUGCGGGCAUCUGCUGAAGCUGAUGCAGAGAAGAAGAGGCGGGCAAAGGACGGUGAAAAGUCCGCUGAAGUUCAGCGAAUGCAAGGCACUGAGCUCCAGGCAGCUUCUGGCUAUUCUGCUCAGCAUCUGAGCAGGGAGUACCUUGCAGAACAAGACUUCUCUCACUGGACGACUGGCCGAGUACGAGAUGCGGUGGUCGGCGUAUCUCACACUUGCCCCAGCGGAGCGACAAUUGAACUUGUCGAGCUUAAAGAGCAGACGAAGAUCAGCGCGGCCAUCACCAACAAGAAAGGCAAGCGGGCCCUGUAUUACGAGAUGGAUCUCCACUGCCUCUGGCGGGGAAGGUCUGCAGACGGUGAAAUGCAAGGCCUGAUACGAGUUUAUAACAUUGCACACGACACAAAGUUUGAACUCGGUGGUGAUGAAAAUACUUCGUACAUGUACCAAUUGGGCUGGGACCAAAGGCAGUCAGGCUCCUGGGUGGAGGAGAUGAAGAAAGAGGCUGCUGAGUUGUUUGACCUUGUUGCUGUCAAGGGUGCCUUUGGAACCGUCUCCAAGUGGCGCGUCAACGGCAUGGACGAAUCUGCAGACAAUCACGUGGCUGUGAAAUUGAUCAAGUGGCAGGCAGUGUGGCAAGGUUUCUUUCGGAAUCGCGCUGCGGAAAAAGAGAUUCGAAAAGAGCUGAAGCUUCUCUUGAUUUUGGACAACCCGUUCAUCAUCAAGUUUCGUGAGUGGUUCGAAGAUCCUUGCAGCGGGAUCUUUUUCGUAAUGGAGCUGUGCACUGGGCCGUCCCUGCAGAACAUACUUGAGGACGUUUGUGCGCUAUGCGAGCAUUCGGAGCGCACUGCACACUUGCAGAAGCUGCGACGGCAUUUUCGAGAGGUGACGUAUGCCGUCAGCUACAUUCACAACUUUGUCCCGGCUGUCAUCCAUCGGGAUCUGAGCUUUUGUCGCAUUCAGAGAAGUCGCGGCAUGCCACUAGAACGUGCGUGCAUUCGAUGA